UUCUUUCGGCCACGUCUACCUCUUACAUUCAUCUAAAAGUUACAAUGUUCGGUCGUGUCUCGCUCGCGUUCGUUUUAAUCUCCAUCGCCGCAUUUUUCUGCGCACAGUCUGCUGAGGCUGCCAAAGGUCCCAAAAUCACCAACAAGGUUUACUUUGAUAUCAAACAUGGUGACCAGGACAUGGGAAGAGUUGUGAUCGGCCUCUACGGAGGAACCGUUCCCAAGACUGUGGAGAACUUCCGCGCACUUGCAACUGGUAAAGACAAGGAAGGUAACGAUCUUGGAUACGGCUACCAGGGCUCCAAGUUCCACCGUGUGAUUAAGAACUUCAUGAUUCAGGGUGGUGACUUCACCAAGGGAGAUGGUACUGGUGGAAAGUCGAUUUACGGUGACAGAUUCAAGGACGAGAACUUCAAACUUCACCACACUGGACCAGGUACUUUGUCAAUGGCAAACGCAGGCAAGGAUACCAAUGGUUCUCAAUUCUUCAUUUGCACGGUCGUUACUAGCUGGUUAGACGGUAAACACGUCGUGUUCGGUAAAGUCCUUGAGGGUAUGGAUAUCGUCUACGCUAUCGAGGAUGUUCCUAAAGGCCGUGGUGACAAACCUGUGGAGGAUGUUGUCAUUGCUGCAUCUGGAGAGCUACCUCUGGAUGUCGUCGUUGAUGGUGAAGGAAAAGAGGUACCUCUUCAUGCUGAGCUAUAAUCAGCGCCUUGUGUUAUCUCCAAAAUUUGGUACAAAUAAAAAAUUGUUGCUUGUCAACAGGA
Molecule: messenger RNA, 766 nt
Organism: Serpula lacrymans var. lacrymans S7.9
Lineage: Eukaryota; Fungi; Basidiomycota; Agaricomycetes; Boletales; Serpulaceae
Exons: 12
Coding region: 45-704 (219 amino acids)
Biological process (GO): protein folding; protein peptidyl-prolyl isomerization
Cellular component (GO): endoplasmic reticulum; fungal-type vacuole
Molecular function (GO): peptidyl-prolyl cis-trans isomerase activity
Source: RefSeq, a predicted model, not a curated record